Oryza brachyantha (malo sina) is the source of this 1790-nucleotide messenger RNA. Its product is annotated as CTD small phosphatase-like protein 2. The transcript is spliced from 7 exons. The coding region runs from base 1 to 1542 and encodes 513 amino acids. The record is from RefSeq and is a predicted model, not a curated record. Gene Ontology annotation, molecular function: phosphoprotein phosphatase activity. Lineage: Eukaryota; Viridiplantae; Streptophyta; Magnoliopsida; Poales; Poaceae.
AUGUGGUGCGGGAUUAGCGAGCGGUCGAGCUGUCCCCUACCUGUGCUCUCCCUCUCCCCCUCCCUCUUGCGCGCUUGCUCGCUUCUCGCUGUGUGCGCGCGCGAGAGAUUGAGUGAGGCGGAGCGAAAGGGGGGAGAGAAAGAGAGAGAGAGAUCGUGCUCCGCAAGGGGGGGACGGUGGCGAGAGCUUGGAGCUGCUCGUGGGACGCAGGAGCUUCAUUCAUUUUGCAAGACCACAGAAAUAUUGGAAGACUCACAGUGUGAAGAGAUUGCGUUCGAUAGAACAGCGGUGGGGUCAACACUACUGAGCCAUCAAAAUGUUUGCUCUACUUCUGAAGUACCCGGGGCAAACUUUGGAAUCACUGAAGUCAGUUUUUCACAGGACGAAUUUAACACAACAACCACUGGUGUUCUGCCGCCGUCAUUGUUGUCUUGUGGCCCUAGAUCUAUGCUCCCAAUAUCAGUACCAUCAUCAUCUAGCUUGGAGACUAUCCUCUCACCUGACCCAACAUACAGCGAGCUUCAGGUAAAAGAGAUGAACCACAAUGCUACAGCGAUGGAUGAAAGUAGCGAGUUCCUUCAGCUGAUUCUUAGUAGCAAUGAUGAAGGAUACAAUACUGCAAAUGAAUUCCAAGUUUGGGAUGUUCUGGACUUCUAUUUCUCAGAAAGCUUUUCUGCCAUGCAGUUUGAUAGCUUAAUGGGUUUUACAAAUGAUGUUAGUUCUUCCCAUCACGAGUGUAUGAAUCUUGUUGACAUGGUAGAACGGCCUGUUGCGCUCCUGUCCCUCAAUGAUACCGAGGAACAAAGUAACACUACUGAUGAGGCCCAUGUUGAUCAUACAAUAAUGGACCCUGAUGAUACAUCAUUGUACCUUCAAAUGAAACCCUCAGAUUUAGAAACUGAAAGUAAUUGUGCCUCUCAAGAUCUUGAAAAGCCACUUUCUAGAGGCCUGCCUGAUUUAAUGGAUGUCGACUCACCCAGUCGUCUAUCAAAAUCAGCAAGAUCAAAACAAGUUACUCUUGUUCUGGAUUUGGAUGAGACUCUUGUGCAUUCAACAUUGGAUCAUUGUGACGAUGCUGAUUUCACCCUUCAAGUUUUCUUUAACAUGAAGAAUCAUACCGUAUAUGUUAGGCAAAGACCUCAUCUAAAGAUGUUUCUUGAGAAGGCAGCUCAGAUGUUUGAGCUUGUCAUUUUCACAGCUAGCCAGAGAAUCUAUGCUGAGCAAUUAAUAGAUAGACUUGACCCUGAUGGGAGGUUGAUUUCAAACCGAAUUUAUCGUGAAUCAUGUAUAUUCUCUGACGGUUGCUAUACCAAGGAUCUAACGAUUCUUGGCGUUGACUUGGCAAAAGUCAUGAUUGUUGACAAUACUCCACAGGUUUUCCAGUUGCAAGUGGACAAUGGUAUACCAAUAAAGAGCUGGUUUGAUGACCCUUCAGACCAGGAAUUGGUUGAGUUGCUCCCGUUCCUGGAGACCCUUGUUGGUGUGGAUGACGUUAGGCCAAUAAUCUCGAGGACUUUCCACCAUACACUUGAGCAGAAUUAGGUCUAGAUAUUCAUAAUUUUCCUCUACUGAGCCUGUCACUGGAGCUAGGUUCACUCCGUAGGGUGCACUCCAUUAUUGGGAAAUUAGGCAUAGGAGAUUCACCAUUUAUGUUAUGUUAGCUGUUACAAAAUAGCGAGCAUAAACUGCAGUAGUCGCCAUGGCUUGUAUAUAUGUGAAUCGGUUUUCUGUUUCAGAUCCUUGUACAGGAACAAUAGUGUUGAAUAAAACGGUUCUGAAUCAAUUUUUCC